This is a messenger RNA of Aspergillus pseudotamarii, 1344 nucleotides long. RefSeq lists its product as uncharacterized. The transcript has 3 exons. NCBI's taxonomy places the organism in Eukaryota, Fungi, Ascomycota, Eurotiomycetes, Eurotiales, Aspergillaceae. Bases 1 to 1344 code for a protein of 447 amino acids. The record is from RefSeq and is a predicted model, not a curated record.
AUGUGCAGGAAACUGGGCUACACUUGCCCAGGCUACAUUUCAUCUCUUGUGAUUGUUCCCUUUCAGCCAGCAGGGAAGAGCGCUCCUUCCAAGGGAACAGAGUGGGGCAAAAGUGAUCCUCGAGCGUUGGCUGCUCGACGGGCAAUGCCAGUUGGGAUGUCUAUGUUAACUCCCGACCCAGUUUCCAUCUCCCGCGAAUAUUUCCUGCGUCGGCUUGUUGGCAGCGACCCCCUCCCGCAAAGGUCGGGGAUUCCUAGCCUUCUGUGUGCGUUCUUGGAUAGAGCCUUGUCGGUUGGCUCCUUUCAGUACGAAUGUACGAAGGCGCUUACUGUGAGCUAUCACUCAAUGACAGCUCUGGGUUCUCAUGGAAGCGCCGCUGGGGAAGCCAUGAAGGCAUAUUCCCAUGCUCUGAGAGCCGUAUGGAAAGCCAUCGACCAAGAUUCAACGACAGGACCGGACAUCCUGAUGAGCAUAAUGUGCCUUUGCCUCUACGAAAAUAUUGUCGUCACCGAGCCGAGGUCCUGGAUCAAGCAUUACAAGGGGAUCUCUCAUCUGAUUGAGAUAAACGGGCCAGAGCAUUAUCGAAAUGGAAGGAACAGAGACAUUCUGCUGGCCUUCCGCUACACAAUAAUUGUAAGCGCUGGAACGCUUCACCAGCCGUGCUUCCUGGCCGAAGAACGCUGGAGAAAAGCUAUGGAACUGACCGAAGAUGAAUCACGCGAUAUAUUGGACACUUUGCUCAAUAUCGCUGUUGACAUCCCCGGUCUCCUACAUGGUCUGAAUCAUCUAAAAGAUGACAGACUUCUGGAUAGAAGGAACCAUGCAAUCCUGAAAAGAAGUCUAGAACAGACCUUGACGUCACUUCAACAGUGGCAAGAUACCUCUUUUUUCCGGCCUAAUGCAAACAAUACCUCUCCCCCGGGAUCCAUCGCCCAAACUGCCCCCGCAAUCGCCUUCCACCAUAUGGCCCUUCUUCUCUUAGAAGAGCUGUGCUACCUGCUUGAGGUUCCGUGGCUGCCAUCGUCGCCUCCAUUGUCAGGGGUGAUAGCCGGGCUGGACAGGCUAUCAACUGCGCACACACGAGCGCAGCGCAAGCACGCUCUGGCAAGCGAGAUAUUGAGUCUGGCACAGCGAUCCAUAGGCGACGACACGGGUGUCUAUGGUGUCCUCCGCUUUAUCAUGCCCUUGCAUGUAGCCCAUGACCACCUCCUCCCUGCAAGUCCGGAGACUGAUGCUAUUGGAAAUCUCAUGAAUACCGUUAUGGCUGGGCAGCAUGGGUUCUACAUGGCGAGGCGGCAUGAAGGAAUGUAUACGUCAUUAUUGGGAUCAAGCUCUACUACGUAG